AUGUAUCAGGGUCUGGCCCUCACCCCCAACCAUGGCCAGUCGGCUUAUUCCCACGACUCCAGCAACUUCCUCCACUCGUCGGCCGGCUCGCCCGUCUACGUGCCCACCACGCGGGUGCCCUCCGUGCUGCAGACGCUGCCCUACCUGCAAGGCUGCGAGCCGCACCAGAGCCACCUGGGCAACGCCCCGGGCUGGGGGCAGAGCGGCGGCGAGGCCGCGGCUUUCAACGCGGGCAGCCCCCACCCGCCCUCGGGCUUCUCGUACUCGCACAGCCCGCCGGGCAGCAGCCCCUCGGGCCGCGACGGCGCCUACCAGGGGCCCCUGCUGCUGGGCGGCGGGGGCCGGGAGCAGUACGGCAACGCCUUGGUGCGCUCCGUUAACGGGUCCUACUCCAGCCCCUACCCCGCCUACGUGACCCCCGAGAUACCGCCUUCCUGGACGGCCGGACACUUCGAGAGCAGCGUGCUGCACAGCCUGCAGACCAGGCAGGCGGCCUUGCCCGGCCGCAGGUCUACUUUCGGUAGGUGGCCGCCGCCCUUCAGCGACUACCUGGAGGAGUUCCCCGGGGACGGCCGCGAAUGCGUCAACUGCGGAGCCAUGUCCACCCCGCUCUGGAGGAAGGACGGCACCGGGCACUACCUGUGCAACGCCUGCGGGCUCUACCACAAAAUGAACGGCAUCAACCGGCCGCUCAAGCCGCAGAAGAGGCUGUCUUCCUCGAGACGUGCUGGCCUUUGUUGCACUAACUGCCACACCACCAACACCACGCUGUGGAGGAGGAACGCCGAGGGCGAGCCCGUCUGCAACGCCUGCGGCUUGUACAUGAAGCUCCACGGGGUACCACGACCUCUGGCCAUGAAAAAGGAAAGUAUCCAGACGAGGAAAAGGAAGCCAAAAAACAUUACCAAAGGCAAAGCCUCAACAGGAUCCACGACUUCGGCCACGAACUCCCCUUCUUCCAUCACCACCUCAGACAGCACGGUCACUUUAAAGUCAGAGCCCAGCACAACCUCACCCGUCCCUCCUAACCCCUCUGUUCCCCCGGGGCAGGCACAGAGCCAGUCGGACGAGGCGCUGCCCGGCGAGUUCAAGUUCGAGCCCGAGGACUACAGCUUCUCUGGGGGCAGCAUGGCCCCGCAGCCCGGGCUGAGCGUGCCCCUCCGGCAGGACUCCUGGUGUGCCCUGGCGCUGGCCUAG
Messenger RNA from Agelaius phoeniceus (red-winged blackbird), 1197 nucleotides. RefSeq names its product GATA binding protein 5 (gene GATA5). Gene Ontology annotation, biological process: cell fate commitment; positive regulation of transcription by RNA polymerase II; negative regulation of transcription by RNA polymerase II. Gene Ontology annotation, molecular function: RNA polymerase II cis-regulatory region sequence-specific DNA binding; zinc ion binding; DNA-binding transcription factor activity, RNA polymerase II-specific. Gene Ontology annotation, cellular component: nucleus. The record is from RefSeq and is a predicted model, not a curated record. NCBI's taxonomy places the organism in Eukaryota, Metazoa, Chordata, Aves, Passeriformes, Icteridae.